CUAGAGGCCGCUGGCAGAACUCUGGUUCCGCUAUGAGAUCAGUUCUAGGUCGUUCUUGAUCACCUGUUGCGGGAUGUUAGAGAGAGGAGGCCAUAUAACCCCUCGCUGAUGUUCUGCUCGAACCGUCAUGUCUAUCCCUUUACCUGAACCAACAACCAUCAUGUCUGUCGAGCCUCAGCCAUUCACCAUUGCCGUGCCUGAUUCUGAGCUGGAGCUCCUGCACAAGAAGCUUGACCUCGUUCGUCUUCCGGAUGAACUCGACGGAGCGGGGUGGGACUAUGGAGCCCCCCUCGAGGAUAUACGUCGCCUCGUCGCACGUUGGAAGGACGGCUAUGACUGGAGGAAGGCAGAGGAAGGGAUCAAUCAAAUUCCGCAGUUCACACGCAACAUCAUAGUCGACGGCUUCGGGACGCUCAAUAUCCAUUACGCCCAUCAGAAGAGCUCCACUGAGAACGCAAUUCCUUUGCUGUUCAUCCAUGGAUGGCCUGGGCAUUUUCUCGAAGUUGGGAAGAUGCUGCCGCUAUUGACCGCCGCAUCCCCUGACCACCCUAGCUUCCACGUUGUUGCGCUCAGUCUUCCCGGAUUCGGCUUUUCGGAGGCACCCAAGAAGAAGGGUUUUGCUGGUAGACAAUAUGCCGAGGUCGCCCACAGAUUGAUGGUUCUCUUGGGUUACGAUGAAUAUGUGAUCCAAGGGGGUGAUUGGGGUUCCUAUAUUGCCAAAAUCAUGGCUCAUGUAUACGGCAAAAGACAUGUCAAAGCAUGGCACACAAAUUUCCCUACAGCCCCGCCUCCGAGCUUCAGGAUGAGCCCCGCAAGAUAUCUGUCCUUUUUAAUGACGCCCUUCACGUUUCGCGAACGUACCGGAUUAGAUCGUAGCGAGUGGUUCGAGUCCAAAGGCAGCGGAUUCUUCAGGGAGCAAUCCACGCAACCACAGACGAUUGGGUACAGCCUGGCAGACUCACCGGUUGGCCUCCUUGCGUGGAUCUACGAGAAGCUCGUUCAGUGGGCGGACGAAUAUCCUUGGGAGGAUGACGAAGUGCUGACUUGGAUCUCCGUCUACUGGUUUUCCCGUGCCGGCCCCGCCGCGUCCGUUCGAAUUUAUUACGAGGUGAUGGCCGUCGACAAGCUUCCCUUCGUGAGGUCAUUGGCGAGCUCUGUUCCCCUCGGGCUGUCAUUCUUCCCGAAGGAGGUACUGGUCGUUCCGAAAGCAUGGACUCACUUUAUUGGCAACGUCGUGAUGCAGUGCGAGCACGACAGCGGCGGCCAUUUCGCUGCCCACGAGAGGCCAGGCGAGCUUGCGGGUGAUAUCCGCAGAAUGUUUGCCAAGGACGGCCCGGCGUAUGCGGUGGUUGAAGGGAAGAAUGGUUAUGAAGGACCGCCGGCUCUCCGUCCAACCAAAUCGAUAAUCAGCAGGGCGUUCAGUAGGAUGUCAUCUGCUGGUUAACUGACAGGCUGUGAUCUUGUAUCUUCUGAACUAUCACCACAGCGUGUAUAUUACUUGCUUGGCUCUAUGGACUAUCUCACGUAUGACUUCCAAGAAACAAUGAUUGAUGCCACAAAGUACAUGCAGCAGCUGCAGCAUCAGACAGUUAACCCGCGAGUGGCCAU
Laetiporus sulphureus 93-53 is the source of this 1608-nucleotide messenger RNA. Its product is annotated as alpha/beta-hydrolase. The record is from RefSeq and is a predicted model, not a curated record. The coding region runs from base 128 to 1444 and encodes 438 amino acids. The transcript has 8 exons. Lineage: Eukaryota; Fungi; Basidiomycota; Agaricomycetes; Polyporales; Laetiporaceae. Gene Ontology annotation, molecular function: epoxide hydrolase activity. Gene Ontology annotation, biological process: epoxide metabolic process.